Molecule: messenger RNA, 1902 nt
Organism: Microthlaspi erraticum
Lineage: Eukaryota; Viridiplantae; Streptophyta; Magnoliopsida; Brassicales; Brassicaceae
Source: the annotation of a GenBank genome assembly
AUGUUGUUGCGUGUGUGUCCGUCGUCUUUCUUCUACCUCCGACCGCUUCAUCUCUUCAGUUCCUCUGCAAAAAUCCCUUUUUGUCCCUCUCUUCGCCGUGAAUUUCGGUUAAGCCCUUCCCGAUCUUCUUCUUCCUUCCGUCGGAUGGAGUCUUCUCCAGCCUCGUCUUCGUCUCCGACGCCGGUAACCGCUUCAGCCGCCGAUUCCUUAGCGAAAGAUCUGCAUAAUCAAACUCUGGGAGCCGUUGAUGAAGGUGCUAAGAUCAAACGCAGGCUUGAAGACUUUAACUGGGAUCACUCCUUUGUUAAGGAAUUGCCUGGUGAUCCCAGAAGCGAUGUUAUCUCGCGUGAGGUAUUACAUGCUUGCUAUACAAAAGUUUCCCCAUCCGUAGCAGUAGAUGAUCCUCAGCUUGUAGCUUGGUCUGACUCUGUUGCAGAGAUUUUGGAUUUAGAUCCUAAAGAAUUUGAAAGGCCAGAUUUUUCUCUCAUACUCUCUGGUGCUAAACCUUUCCCAGGAUCAAUGCCUUACGCUCAGUGCUACGGAGGACACCAGUUUGGCAUGUGGGCCGGACAACUAGGAGAUGGCCGCGCCAUAACUCUCGGAGAAGUUUUGAACUCCAAAGGUGAAAGAUGGGAGCUACAGCUUAAAGGUGCAGGCAGGACUCCUUACAGCCGUUUCGCCGAUGGGCUUGCGGUGCUCCGUAGUAGCAUCAGAGAGUUCCUUUGCAGUGAGUCUAUGCAUUAUCUCGGAAUCCCUACCACACGUGCCCUUUGUCUUCUCACAACAGGAAAAGAUGUCACCCGCGACAUGUUUUAUGAUGGGAAUCCGAAGGAAGAACCAGGCGCAAUAGUCUGUAGGGUGUCUCAGUCGUUUCUCCGGUUCGGCUCAUACCAAAUCCAUGCUUCUAGAGGGAAAGAGGAUCUUGAGAUCGUUCGGAAGUUGGCAGACUAUGCCAUCAGACAUCAUUUCCCACAUAUAGAGAGCAUGAACAGAAGCGAUAGCUUGUCUUUCAAAACCGGUGAUGAAGGUGAUUCGGUUGUGGACCUAACAUCCAACAAGUAUGCAGCAUGGAUUGUUGAGAUUGCGGAGCGUACAGCUACUUUAGUUGCAAGAUGGCAAGGAGUAGGUUUCACACAUGGUGUGCUCAACACUGACAAUAUGAGCAUUUUGGGACAAACUAUUGACUAUGGCCCGUUUGGGUUCUUGGAUGCUUUUGAUCCGAGUUACACCCCAAACACCACAGAUCUCCCCGGAAGAAGAUACUGUUUUGCUAAUCAGCCUGACAUUGGCUUGUGGAAUAUUGCUCAGUUUUCCAAGACUUUGGCAGUUGCUCAGCUGAUAGAUCAAAAGGAGGCCAAUUACGCCAUGGAGAGGUACGGUGAUAAGUUCAUGGAUGAGUAUCAAGCCAUAAUGUCAAAGAAGCUUGGUCUCUCCAAGUAUAACAAGGAGAUCAUUAGCAAACUUCUGAACAAUAUGGCUGUUGAUAAAGUCGAUUACACAAACUUCUUCCGCCUUCUUUCGAAUGUAAAAGCAAACCCUGACACACCCGAAGAUGAGCUACUGAAACCCUUGAAGGCUGCGCUCUUGGACAUUGGAAAGGAAAGAAAAGAAGCAUGGAUCAAAUGGGUGCGAGGCUAUAUACAAGAGGUGGGUGGUAGUGAGAUAUCAGAUGAGGAAAGAAAAGCAGGAAUGGAUUCAGUGAAUCCAAAGUACAUUCUGAGGAACUAUCUGUGCCAGAGCGCAAUAGAUGCAGCUGAGCAAGGAGAUUUCUCAGAGGUCAACAACUUGAUCCGUCUAAUGAAACGGCCUUACGAGGAUCAGCCUGGUAUGGAGAAGUAUGCUCGGUUGCCUCCAGCAUGGGCUUACAGGCCAGGCGUCUGCAUGCUUUCUUGUUCCUCCUAG